CAGAAGAUGGCGAGCCCGUGCGGGCGGCAGCAGUGCUCCAUCCAGAGGCGCGGCGUCCGCCACCAGCUCGAUUCGUGGCGACACAAGCUCAUUCACUGUGUAGGGUUUGAAAGUAUUCUAGAAGGCCUGUUUGGACCCGGAUUAUUAAAAGAUCUCAGUUUGUUUAAAGACUGUGAGCCUGAAGGUGUUUCUGAUUGGUCUUUUGAUGAAAAUUGUCUUUUCUGCUGCCUGAGAAGAGAAAAAGUAAAGGAACACUUAGUCAGUCUGGAUGAGCCAGCCUCAGAAGCUGGACAAGAAGCUCUGCUUAGACAAGAGCAAGCAAAAAUCAUUCGUUUUGAAAGGCAAGCGGAAGAGUUCCUCAAUGCAGUCUUUUACAGAAAAGACAGUCCUAGGGUCUCCGACCCCAAUAUUCCCCUAGUGGCCCGUGAGAUCAUGCAGCGAAUGAUCCGACAGUUUGCUGCUGAAUAUACCUCAAAAAAUAGCUCUACUCAGGACUCCAGCCAGCCCAAUAGCACAAAGAACCAAAGCCUGCUGAAAGCAUCUCUGGUCGCCUCCUCUCCCACGGCUGCAACUGCUCAGAACCCUGUGCUCAGCAAACUGCUCAUGGCUGACCAAGACUCACCUCUGGACCUUACUGUCAGAAAGUCUCAGUCAGAACCUAGUGAACAAGACGGUGUGCUUGAUUUAUCCACUAAGAAGAGUCCUUGUGCUGGCAGCACCUCUCUGAGUCACUCUCCAGGGUGCUCUAGUACUUCAGGAAAUGGGCGACCUGGGAGACCCAGCCAGCACCAUCCGGAGGGACUACAGAGUGGUGAUGGGGUACCUCCAAGAAGCUUGCAGGAUGGAACCAGGGAAGGUUAUGGCCACUCCACAUCUCUUAAAGUACCGCUGGCUCGAUCACUCCAGAUUAGUGAAGAACUGCUGAGCAGAAACCAGUUUUCUACGGCUGCCAGCCAUGGGCCAUCUGGACUACAGAAUCAUGGACAGCACUUAAUAUUAUCCAGGGAGGCUUCUUGGGCAAAACCACACUACGAAUUCAAUUUCAGCCGCAUGAAAUUCAGGGGAAAUGGUGCACUCAGCAACAUCAGUGACCUUCCUUUUCUUACAGAAAACUCUGCCUUUCAAAAAAUGGCACUUCACACUAAACAGGAUGGGAAAAAGGACGUGAGCCAUUCAUCUCCUGUGGAUUUAAAGAUACCACAAGUUCGAGGCAUGGACCUUUCAUGGGAGUCCCGCACUGGUGACCAGUACAGCUAUAGCUCUUUGGUAAUGGGUUCACAAACGGAGAGCGCGCUUAGCAAAAAGUUAAGGGCUAUCCUUCCAAAACAAAAUAGGAGAAGUUUGCUGGAUGCUGGACCAGAUUCCUGGGGCUCAGAUGCUGAGCAGUCUACCUCUGGACAGCCAUAUCCCACCUCAGAUCAAGAGGGAGAUCCUGGCUCCAAGCAACCUAGGAAGAAAAGAGGGAGAUACAGACAGUACAACAGCGAGAUACUGGAGGAAGCAAUCUCUGUGGUUAUGAGCGGGAAAAUGAGUGUUUCCAAAGCUCAGAGUAUUUAUGGGAUCCCCCACAGUACACUGGAGUACAAAGUUAAAGAGAGGCUGGGCACUUUGAAAAACCCUCCAAAGAAAAAAAUGAAAUUAAUGAGGUCGGAGGGGCAGGAUGUUUCAGUAAAGAUUGAAUUAGAUCCCCAGGGAGAAGCAGCACAAAGUGCAAAUGAAUUGAAGGAUGAAUAGGGAUGUUGUAGAGUGCCAAUUACUUUGCAAACUGGGUGAGCACUACUGCAUAGUUCAACCAUCACUGAGCGCACCUGAGUCUCCUGUUUACUGCAAUGCUCUUUCCUUUGCAGUUUAGCAUAGACUUAUGUGAACACAGGUGAAAGAUGUGCUCUGAAUGUCACAUUUGUAAAUUUUUCUGGCCUAGUAUGGCACAGUUUCCCUCCUUCACCUGCCCACUGCCCUCUUUCUUUCUUUGUUCCUUUUUUUUUCUUUUGCCUUUUGCAUGUUUCUCUGUAAUAGAGAAUUGAGUUACCUCACAAAGAAUGCAGAUCUGUAGAA
This is a messenger RNA of Vidua chalybeata, 2055 nucleotides long. RefSeq names its product ligand dependent nuclear receptor corepressor (gene LCOR). NCBI's taxonomy places the organism in Eukaryota, Metazoa, Chordata, Aves, Passeriformes, Viduidae. The record is from RefSeq and is a predicted model, not a curated record. The transcript is spliced from 7 exons. Bases 7 to 1734 code for a protein of 575 amino acids. Gene Ontology annotation, molecular function: DNA binding.